This is a messenger RNA of Uranotaenia lowii, 3963 nucleotides long. Its product is annotated as heterogeneous nuclear ribonucleoprotein U-like protein 2. The coding region runs from base 195 to 3251 and encodes 1018 amino acids. The record is from RefSeq and is a predicted model, not a curated record. Gene Ontology annotation, molecular function: protein binding. The transcript is spliced from 12 exons. NCBI's taxonomy places the organism in Eukaryota, Metazoa, Arthropoda, Insecta, Diptera, Culicidae.
GCACAGUUCGGUGCGGCUUCUUGUUAAAUCCACGCAUACUCGAUAUUAUUUGAUUUCGAUGCUUCAUUUCUGUCGUGAAUAGCCGAAAGUGGUUCGUAGACGCGUUCUGUUGUUUUGUUAUUUGAUAAUUAAUUCGUUUGAAUUUUGCGGACUUAACUAAACCACUCGCAACUGAGAGAACCGGCUUAUUGAAAAUGGAUUUCAAUAAAAUGAAGGUGAACGAUCUCAAGGCGGAAUUGGCCUCCCGGAAUUUAGAUACCAAGGGUGUAAAAGCAGUUUUAGUGGAGCGUCUGAAAGAAGCCUUGGAAAAAGAAGGGGUUACAACGUUGAAUACCAUAGAAUCUACACCAACUGCGGCUACGGCUGUGAAGAAACUCGAUAUCGUUGGAACGCCUAAUCAAUCGACACCGGUACGCAGAAGUCGACGCCGUUCUAUGACUAGAUCUCCGUCACCCGCCAAGCCUGAGGAGGUACAUCCUUUAGAAAGUCUCGAUGAAGAACCCGAGCAGGAUUCUGAAGACCCAUCUAGCGCAAGUAAGAAACGUCGUACGAGUUCAACUACACAAUCACCGGCCAAGACAGCCGAAGCAGUGGAUAAACCAACCGAUGUUGUGACGCCGAAAAAGGAUAACGUACCGGAGGAUGCACCAGCGGCACUUGUAACUAGCCCGUCCAAACAGCAGACUACACCCUUAAAACAGCAAACUACACCUGUCAAACAAGCUGCUUCUAGUCCUGCUGUUACUUCUCCAGCCAAAUCGGUUUCUGCUAGUCCGAUAAAACCAGCAGUUUCAACUCCGAAUAAACCAGUAGGUCAGGCGAUUACUACUCCGACUAAACCCGCUUCUACACCGGUAAAAUCAACAGAAGUUAGUUCACCGACCAAAACUGUAACGACUCCGGUGAAAACAGCUCAGACUACCACUCCGACAAACCAGGCAACUACUGUCAAAGAAUCACCCAAGAAGGAAGUUUCAACUGAGGACAAAACAAACAAUUCUGAAGAUUUAUCGCAGAAAACGGAACCAGCAUCCAGUGAAAAUAAUAACGACAAUGAAACUUCAACUUCAGACAACAAGGAAACAGUAGAGGAAAGCGAAGGCAAAGCGGUUAAACGUAAAUCGUCUUCACCUGCGAAAGAGUCACCAAAUAAGGCUCCUCGCCCCAAUAUUGCUGAUAAACCCAUAGACUUUAUUUCUGAAGAGGUAGAACCGGAGCUGGACAACAACAAGUUCUCACUUAGUUGGUUUGAUUCGGAUUUAAAUCUCGAAAUCGAUCCAAAGUCAUUGGAUACGGCUAAACCUAUCUCCGAGGGACCGUUGUCAUUAGUACUAGCAUGUGCUAGGGCAAACUUAGGCGUAACUGGUGGUAAAGUAGCGUACGAGGUUCUUCUCACGGCAUAUAACGAAACACGCAAAGUGACAGAUGAACCGAUCACCUCAGAUUUCCGUGUCGGUUGGUCUAUUGGCGAUGCAAAUCUGCAGCUGGGCGAAGAUAAGCAUUCUUUCGCAUAUAUCAGUACAGGAUUCAAAGCUGCUGAUAGCAAAUUUUCGGAAUACGGUUCGGCAUAUAAAUUAAACGAUGUCGUUGGUGUAUAUCUGGAUUUGGAAUCCAAUCCAUGCAAGAUAGAAUUCACUCUAAACAGUACUAACCAGGGUACUGCCUUUGAGUUCGAUCGUUCAGAACUGGAAGGUAAAGCGUUAUUCCCGCAUAUAUGCAGCCGCAACAUUGCUUACAAGGUGAACUUUGGUCAGUUAGAACGAAGUUUACUGAAUGAUAGAGCUAAACCGAAAAAAACGCAAGGAAACGAGAAAAAAACAGAUGAAGUGAAGAAAGAAGAAAAGUCUGAAACUGCCGAUGCAAAAGAUGAAACAUGUGAACAAACAAACGAUGCAACAAAACCUCAGGAGGAACAAGAAAGCAAAAUAGAUGAUUUAAAUUCGAAGGAACCUAAGCCGGAAGAGCCAGAAAAAGAACAAUCAGAGGCAAAAGAAGAUGAACCCGAAGCGCAAGAACCAAUGUUCAUUAAUGCCGAAUACAGUUAUAUCGGAGAAUCUCCUAAAUCGAAUAUAGUAUCGGGUGUUAGUCGUCCAGAAAAUCGCAGCGAUUGUGAGGUCAUUUUCAUGAUCGGUCUGCCAGCAAGCGGCAAAACCACUUGGGUGGAAAACUAUCUCAAACAAAAUUCUGACCGUCGAUAUACCGUUUUGAGCGUAGAUACACUAUUGGACCGCAUGAAAGUGCUUGGUGAACCGCGAUUGCCCUCAAAUUCCAGCAAGUGGUCACGAUUGGUAAACCAGUUGGGAAAAAUUUUAGAUAAACUGGACGAAAUUGCCACCAAAAGACGACGGAAUUUCAUACUCGAUCAAACGAACGUAUUCUUGGCUGAACAACGUCGCAAACUAAGAGGAUUCGGCGGAUUUUCGGCACGUAAAGCUGUUGUUGUUGUUCCUGAAGAGGAAGAAUAUAAAAGGCGUUUGAAACUUAAGAAAGACAAAUUUGGUGACGAGGUACAAGAGAGCCAUUUCAACACCAUGAAAGCAUUUUUCCACAUUCCUACUUCCGAAGCUGGUUGGUUUACCGAAAUACAAUACGCUGCCCAAAAUGAAACUCAAACGCAGGAAACUCUGAAAAAACUAAAAGAAAUCGGUCGCAAAAUGCAUCAGAAUCAACAACAACAACGCAUGGGUGGAGGAUACAAUCAGCGAUGGAACCAAAAUCAGGGAGGUUAUCGAAAUAACCGUUACGGCGGCAACAACUACCAUCAACAACAGCAGGGAGGAUUCAACCAGCAGCAGCGCUACAAUUCGCAGCAGUAUUCUCAAAACAGAAAUUUCCGACCGGGUAACGGUUACGGGAGACGCGAUGCGCAGGGUGGUUUUGGCGGAAAUUCUCGCUACGGCAACAAUAACAACGAUUGGACUCGAGGAUACAACAAUCGUUUCAACAAUCGAGGUUAUCAAGGAAAUCAGAAUCGGCGGUUCGAUGGAAACCGAGGAUAUAACAGUGGAUGGAAUCAACAGAAUUCAAACAACUGGAGCUACGAUACCCAAAUUGAUGAUACUCAGCAAUGGUACUCUUGGUGGCAGUCAAACCUAAAAAAUUUAUUGCAGCAGGGAAACGGUGGAAAUGACCACAGCGCGCAGCAAGCUAAUAUGGAACAGUAUUGGUCUCAAUACGCACAGCAGCAUAAUUACGGAAACUAUCAGCAAUCGAAGUCGCAUGGAUCUCAUGGUGCUUCAGCCAAAAAAUAAGUAUCCAAUGACUACGAACAUCUAUAGCAAUAAGUUACGUUAAAAGCACCAACCCUUUUCCACUCAUAAUCAACACAGUUUGCAAACAAAAAGUCACACAAUGCUCUAGGAUUUUUUUGUUACGUUCAGUUUUCUUUUUAUUCAUUCUAUUUUUCUUUUUUUUUUAUUCAUUGACCACCAGAACUAGAAUACGAAUUCUUGUGUAGAUCUAUGCAGCGAAAGUUUACUAAAUGUGAGAAGUACAACUGUUUCCGGUUAGGAAAAAUUCUAACAUAUAACACAUAAUUAUAUAUCUAGAUUUUAGCAUCGAGGAACGAGUGCUACCUGCAGUGUUAGGUAAUUGUCACUUCUAAAAGAAUUUGUGCUCCCAUUUGUCUGUGCUGGUGAAGUAUUUUUAGUAGCUGUUAACUUAAAUUAUCGAUUGACUUCUUUAGUUACUGUACUGAGCUAGACGUAGAUAAACCCCAAAAAAAGGUCUUUUUACAACACAGCUAUGUACUGAGAGAUGAUGUUAGCUUCUGUUUUAUGAUUUUUCUCUACCAUUGAAAAAUUUCAAUACGAAACUGCUUGUAAAUUUGCGUUUUAUUUUUCUAAUGAUAUGCCCCAGCAUACAAAUUGUAGAAUUUAAGCAGCUAUAAAAAAACACAUCUUGAACGCGUUAAUUUUCUACUUAAUAAAGCAUAACGGUUAAGUAAUUGAAUGUCAAAUCAAA